Messenger RNA from Acinonyx jubatus (cheetah), 2900 nucleotides. It is a transcript of the gene SPINK4, whose product is annotated as serine peptidase inhibitor Kazal type 4. Gene Ontology annotation, molecular function: protein binding; serine-type endopeptidase inhibitor activity. The transcript has 4 exons. The record is from RefSeq and is a predicted model, not a curated record. NCBI's taxonomy places the organism in Eukaryota, Metazoa, Chordata, Mammalia, Carnivora, Felidae. Bases 115 to 351 code for a protein of 78 amino acids.
UUCUGCCUCUCCAUCUGGCUCCAGAUAAGGGUGGGGAUCAGCCCUAUAAAUAGUCUCCGAUCAUCCCCCUGGCUCAGGCCCCAGCCAGCCUGGACCAGUCAGUCCAGGAUCAGCAUGGCUGUCCGCCUGUGGGUGGUUGCCCUGGCCAUGGCCGCCCUCCUCAUUGUGGACAGGGCCUCAGGGAAAGCUAAAACCACAGUGCUAGGCACACUUCCAGUGAUGGAGAACUCUCCACUUCUGGAAACAGCAUCCUUCACUGAGAAGUGCCAGUGUCCGUGGAGGGAAAGUUCACUUUCUCAAGAAUGGAAAACCAAACAGGACAUCCAGAUUGUGAAGGAUGGCAAAUGCUGACCCCAUAGCAGCCUCUUAAGCCAAGAAGCUUCAGGCUAAAGAAGAGUGGAGAGGAUGGAGGAUAUGACAUAAAAUAAAAGAUCCAGCCCAACUCAACCAAAUGGGCCAGUAUCUUUGACGACUUUGGUGAGGUGGGUGGUGGCAGUGGUGGGUGAAUGUAUGUGGGGGGAUUUUGCCCUGACCUCCCUACUCUGAAUCUAAUGUCUUCUCCAUCACUCUAAUGCUCCUCAAUGCUGUCAUGUGUCCCCGCCAGAGGUCCCAAGUAUCUUUGGCCCUCUUGUGGAGGUCAGCCCCUGUCCCCAGCGCACUUAUCUGCCCCAGCCUGCUUGUCCCUAAGGUCGAGAACUUAAGGGAUGUGUGUACCAUCUACCACUGCCUGAGGAUAUGACUUUGGGAGAGUCCUACACCCCUCAGAGCCUUCUCCUUGGGCUGUACCAGUACCCCAAGUCUUACACACACACACACACACACACACACACACACACACUCACACACAGGCUGAUACCACCAUGGCUGAUAUUUAGGUAGUAUACACAAUAUAUCUGAGCUACUUGUUAAAAUAUUGACCUAGUUCUAUAAUAGUUAAAAAUAGCUGCCCCAAGCCUUUGAGUGUCCCCUUGUACCCUGGUCACCCACAGGAAGAUGACUUCCAGACCCUGCUCUGUUCUUUUGGUCACCAUCCAUUCUGACUUAAAUAUGUUGGCAUUGGACACAACUCCAGUCACACACAGCACACAUGGACCUAUACAAUGGCCCAUGAAAACACACAGCAUCCAGAAAUCCCCCCCUCCCCAGCCCCCAGCCUGUGGUCCAUGUCAAAUAUACCCUCUUUUGAGCCAAAGAAGGAGCCACUUGAGAAUGGUGGCAGAGGAAAAGAGUGUGGAGAGGGGCCUGACCAGUAGAAGCAGUGUCACAUGGACCCAGAUUCUUCCUUUAGGGUAGGCAGAGAGAGUGGGAAAUGUGCUAUGGGAAAACAUACUGGGAAGAAAGUGGGGGCAGGAAAGGCAGGAACCAACAUUCCCCAGACAACUGAAAUGGGGACACAGACAGGAACUGUUGCUGAUAGAUUUGCAGGUGGCAGGGACUGGGAGGUUACCUAUGGGCCUACUACUGCUAUUGUUAACAGAAACUUUUGCUCCUCUCCUACAUAGGAGGGACGCAGUAUUAUGUUUGGCUGUGAGAAACCAAAAGCCAAAAAACAGUGGCUUAAAUAGUUAAUUUCUCUCGCACAUAGACCUUUGUGGUAUGCUAACUUCAUGUUCCUUAAAUAUUGUUACUCUGCCAUCAUCAGUUUCCUCUUCAAUGUACAAGACAGCUGCUCCAAUGCCAGCCAUCAUGUCUACAUUCCAGUCCACAGAGAGGUAGAGAAGGGCACUCUACUGCCUCUGAAGACACUUCCAAUAAGAUGCACACAGUCUAUUUACAUCCUAUUGGCUAAAAUGUAGUCUCUUGGCCACGCUGGCACAAUAAAACUAGGAAAAAUUAUUAUCUGGUUGGCUAUAUGCUAAGCUGAAAAUCAGUUCACUUACUAUAGAAGUGUAAAUAUUGGUGAUAUCUAAGCUUAUGCUCUAAGUGGGGAGUCCCUCUUACACUCAAUUGAUACAGCUUCUCAGCCAAGCUUCCCCUUGUUGAUCCUCCCCCUGCCAGGCCUCCACACAUGAUAAGGAAUCACAAAGAUUAUGCCUGAACAACGUGCCAGGUACCAGGCACCACACUGGAAGAAACACCUCAUUCGCCACCAAGUGAACACUUGGCCCUGUCUCUGGAAACCUAACUCUGGGCCCCUAAAGGCCUUAUCUGUGGCAUGCGACACUGCUGCCCUGGCCAUUACUGAUUGGCCAAGAUUCUUCUCCAGGAUUUUUUGAACUGAAAUAAGGGAACAACAAGCAUUUCCUCUCUGGUAGUGAAGCUGUAAGAUGUAUGAAAUCAGGGUUGCUGACAGCCAUGUUUCCUACUUUGUGGAAGAAAUAGGAUUGACAGAAUGAUACCAUCAUGCCAAGAAAGAGAUAUGGGGCACUUGGGUGGCUCAGUAGGUUGAGCCUCCAACUUCAGCUGAGGUCAUGAUCUCACAGUUCAUGAGUUCAAGCCCUGCAUCCGGUUUGCUGCUGUCAGUGCAGAGCCCACUUCAGAUCCUCUGUCCCCCUCUCUAUCCCUCCCUUGCUCACACUCUCUCUCAAAACUAAACAUUAAAAAAAGUUGAAAAAAAAAAAAAGAGCACCUGAGUGGCUCAGUCGGUUGAGUGACCGACUCUUGAUUUUGGCUCAGGUCAUGAUCUCACAGUUUGUGGGUUCAAGCCCCAUGUUGGGCUCUGUGCUGACAGUGUGGAGCCUGCUUGGGAUUCUCUCCCUUUCUUUCUGCCCCUCCCCACUCUCACACUCUCUCUCUCAAAAUAAAUAAAUGAACAUUAAAAAAAGAGAGAGAGAGAGAGAGAGAAAGAUAGAGUAAUUCCAGGUUGUGUUUGAGCUCCUGAAGUCCAACUGCCCUCGAAUGUCCCAAAGUUACAUGGGGUAACUCAACAUCCUGCCAAUAAAUUUUCUAUUUUAACAAUC